GGUUACUACGACUGUAUUUCACAGCUGUACUUAAAACAGCAGUCAUGCAAACGAUAUGAUAAAAAAACACUUCUGGGAUUUACUAACAGGGGCGUGACAAUCCUAGGAGGGCUAUUACUCGUUCCCGCCCCAUAAUUGGUCGUCAUUUCCUCAUUCAAAAGCGCACGAGGGCAAGGAGUUACUGUUAAGUAUUAAGUUGUUUGGGUAUGGGAAGGGAAGCAGCAGGUGGUGAGUAAGUCGGUUGUUGUUGGUAUUCGUGGGUGUGUAUUGGUGUCAGAGUACAGAAACAGGGUAUCGAAGUACAAGAAAAAGUGGAUGAUGACUUCAUAUAAACCCUGUUGUGGAAUAUCUUGAUAACUUUCUGAUUAUGGCAGCCACAUUUGUUCCUUUGCCAGUCCCUUUAGGAAAUGAUUCUCCUAAUUCUAAUCGAAGUAGGACACGCAGAAGUUCUUCAUUUGGGAGUAUGUCUACUAAUUCCAGUUCAUCGAAAGGUCAGCCUGAGGACCUCAGUACAGGAAUCUGUACAGCAUCAGUUGUAGCAGAACAUGUGAGCCCCACUUCUGUUUGUAGUAGCCCUCGUAUUCAGACUAAGCUCAAUGGUGUGAAUCCAUCCAUUCAGUAUAAUAUUGGUCCUGAGAUGGCUGUGCAAGACAUGGAAGCAUCCAACUGGGAAGAAAGACCAGCCACACCUACCAUUUUGGGGUAUGAGGUGAUGGAAGAACGAGCAAAAUUUACUGUUUACAAGAUACUUGUAAGAAAAGUUCCUCACGAAAGCUGGGUUGUUUUCAGAAGGUAUACUGACUUUUCACGACUAAAUGAGAAGUUAAAGGAAAUGUUUCCAGGCUUCCGUCUUGCACUGCCACCAAAACGUUGGUUCAAGGACAACUACAACCCUGACUUCUUAGAGGACCGUUUGCUUGGGCUGCAGGCAUUUCUGCAAAACUUGAUAGCACACAAAGACAUAGCAAAUUGCCUUGCUGUUCGGGAAUUCCUUUGUUUAGAUGACCCACCAGGUCCAUUUGACAGCUUGGAAGAAAGCCGAGCCUUUUGUGAAACUCUAGAGGAAACAAACUAUAGACUACAAAGGGAACUUAUUGAAAAACAGAAGGAACUGGAGUUACUGAAGACACAGCUGAAAGAAAAGCAAGAUUAUAUUGUUGUUUUAGAAAAUAGACUUAAAGAGGUUACUUUAGGCGAUGAGUCACAUCGAAGGUUAUCAGUCCAGGGAAGUGAGUGCAGUGAAGUGGAAUCUUCUGCAGUAGAAGCUGACCAGGUUAUCACAGAGGAGAGCAAUGGUAACUCGUCAUCAAAUUCUGACACAACAAAACCGAUGGCAUGCUGGUGUGGGCCUUCAUCUAAAACUACAAUUCAAGAAAUUGAAGUAGCUCAAGCUGCUGCUUCUGAGGAAGUAGGAACACUAACUGGCCAAGUGUAACUUCUUCCAAUGGUGCCAAGAACUGAACGGGUAAAAUUUUUUGCUCCUGUAGCUUGUGUCAGGUGAAGCACUCGGAAUGUGACCUUAAAUUCUUCAAAAGAAUGGAAAGUCAACACUGGAUGUUUGCUUCAUACUUUAUCCGUCAUCCUUUCUGUAUUGAGAAAUAAGUUGCUAUCAUGGAUAUAUCAAAAACUGGUUUAAGUACAUGAUGGCAUCAAAGACAUUGUGUGUCAGCUACAUCAUCAUCAACUGAACUAAUCAUACUUAAGUUAACCUAGAUACUUGCAAAGUUAUUCUGUCUUAAGUACAUAAUUUAAGUAUAUGGGCAAGUGGAAUAAUUUACAGUUUGUUGCUUCAGAAGUGGAAUUUAUGGAGACUAGCAAAAGUGGGGAGUGCAUUUGUAUAACUUGAAAUGCUGCUUUUACUGAGCUGUUGCAUAAUCCAUCUCAUCACUCUUUAGUAGUGUAUUGCUUGUACAGACACAGCUUUACACUUUCAAAUUAGGUUGCUGCAGAUACUAGUACUAAACUUUAAAAUGAUUUGUAAAUGAGUCAUUUAGACAUGCAGCUCCACAGGGUCAGACUUUGAUAACAUUUAAGUAAUAGAAAACAUGAUUUUGACAUGAAUUGUCUACUUCAGAUUCUGGGUAAUCAUGUUAUUCUUCACGGACUAUUGUAGACCAAUUAAUAUUUAUUCCAAGCAUUAGACUUGCAGCUACAUUUUUGUCCAUGUUUGUUCAACAGAAUGCCCUAUAGCUUAGACAAUUGUCAUUUUGUCAGUCUAACCAGGCCCAGCUUUUGAAGUGCCAUGAAUAUCAGCAGUAUAGAUUCAACUAGCCACCGUCACCCCUCCCAUUAGGAUUUAUGCUUUUGUAAGCUCCUUCCUUGUCUGACCAUUAUUCUGUAUUGCUAAUUAUGGAUCAGAGUUUGCAUCCUUAACUUUGCCUUGCUUUGUUAAUCCAAACCCAGAUGCCUUCUAAGGGGAUUUAGAGGUGAUGGUCCUUUCGGCAGUUCUACUUAUUGUACCCAUUGUUGCUAAAUUGGCUCAUAAUAACGUUUAAAUGCAGCAGAAAUAUGUAUAUCCCCUUCAUCGUGGGUGAAAAAUUAAUAAAAUAGCUACAGAAACCAAAAACGUAUUCUGCAGUGAUUUUCCCACUAAACAUUGGACUGUCUGAUUUACUACUGAAUAAGGUAGGUGUGGGACUUCCUGGUGAGUUUUGCAUAGUGACAGUUGAUGUGGGAGUUGUGGGGUAACAAGAUUACCACAGUAGGUUGUGUUCCCUUAACAUAAAAGCUCUUGCAUAUUUGUUGUAAAACAGUUACUCUUUAAAAUAUGGUAAUAAUUAUUGUGUUUGGUCAUCUCUGUAAAAUUUACAAAUACUUAAGUUUUAAUAACCUGCUAUUUUUUGGGAUUUGUAGGACAAACUGUUUGUAGACUUGAACAAAGAGUUUUACUGGGUUUUGGCCCCCACAUUGCAUGCACACUUACAAGAAUACAUCCAUACUUUACAAGAUGGUAUAUGAUUGCUCACAGUAGUAAUUCAGGACUGCUGUAAUUAAUGUUGUCCUUGAUCUGCUAGCAGUCCAGUGCAUGAGUAACCAAGAAGGUUAAAAAAUGCCCAAAACGUUCUGUUGCAGGUAGCUAUAGUACCUGUAAAUGCUCUUCAUAGUCAGUGUUGCAAUGCUGAUUCUUCGGUCUCUUUGCUAUGCAGAAGCCCACAUCUGGCCCGAUGGACAUAAACGACUAAUGUCUAGUCACUGGGGCAUAAGAACGUUACUCGUCAGUGCCAUCUUCAGUUCUUUCUAGCCAUGCAGUCCAGUGCUCUUCACCGUGUAUGCUGUUUUCUUGUAGACCGUCAGUUGGUUUGUUUUUUCCAGAGUUUCUUCUGUCCUCCAGUCAGAUAAGUACACUAUUGGGGAUUUUCCUAUUCUAAUGUUUUAAGGUGGUUAACAAUUGUUUGAAGUAUGGGAAGCAAAUCCUGAGUAAAGAUUUGCACUCACUGUGUCUGUUCUGUAUGAGACCUUAACAAGACUUCUCUGAUUGUCCUGAUUAUGUUAAAUAACAUGUGAAGAGCUAAAACGCAGAGACGAAGUCCUAGGUGCUCAGAUGGAUUCCCCAGUUUCAGUUCCCUCCAUUAUCUUUGCAACUUCCAGCUUCUGCUAGUAUUAUCCCCCAAAAAAACUGCAAAGACAAAAAAAAAUUCAAAGCAACACAGUGAAGAUGUGGCUAAUGUUUUGGUCCAUACUACCAAGUCUAUUCAGGUGAGGCACCUUCAUUGCCCCCUGGUCUGCAGUGUUCUAUGCCUGAACUCUGUGGCACAUCUCCUCAGGAGGCUGCCAUGGUUCCAGGCCUACCACUCACUUCUUCGAUGACAUCAGUGUCUGCUGGGUCUGAGGUCUGUCUGCAGGCCACAGCUUCUGAUGUUCAUAUCACAGGUUCUGAAGGAUAUGGCUUUUCAGCCUUUGAAACCUAGACUAACAUCAAGGUCAACAGACCACUUCUUCUGGGUUCUUUGAAAAAGUGCAUGCCUAAACUGAGAAAGUCAGCCUUCCUCUUCUGUCUCCUCAGCCCUCUGUCACUUCAGCUCAAACUGAAGCCCAAAACCUCUUGAAAAUCACUCAGACGUUCAUGGCCUUCAUGAAAUACUAGAGUACCUAGCUACACCCAGACCGCUAUCCCUGAAGCCUCACCAUCCAAGCGGCCUAAGACGGUUGCCUUUCAAGAAGAUUCACAAUCCUCAGACUCUGAGGACGAACAUAGUCUGAGCACCUUCCAACCCAACCUUGUCCGGAAUCAGAUGAUACACUCUCAUCAGACCUCUCUUGCAUGAAUACCCUUCAAAAAAUGAAGGAGGCCUUGGGAAAGCAAAUAGUUCACUCAAGCACAGCCUCACUAUAGUGAAUUGCUGAGUUUACCUUCACCUAGACCCCUAGCUGUCCCCACAUUGUAUGUGGCACUUGAUGACGUUUUUGAAGACAUCUCUUUGCACCCAAAUUCCCUAACACCUCCUCCCAUAAAGCCUGACCAGUUUUAGAGAGUGCUUGGCUCACUUAAGCACAUUUACAAAAUCCUUAAAGCAGAUCCUUCAGUACUUUGUACCAAAUCCACCAAAGGGGUACCAAAAGGUAAAACUAGACAUCCCCUGCCUAAUGACAAUUUUAGACAGGUUUGGCAAGAAUGAAAAUACCUCUGCUGCCCUUUCCAUGAAGGCACUUAAUUAUGAAUUCCACAUGCUGAUAUACUUGGUAUAAUUUGCUCCUUUAGGGAUUCUAAGGCAGAGACACGAGUCUUGUCUAAGGAAAUUCAGUAGAUAGCUAGAACAGGUUUAGAAGUUUCCAGACAUUCCUUAAAAUGUGGGUAUGAUGCACUAGAUACAUUGUGUAGAGCAGAUGCCACUGUCUGUCAUUGGCAGACAUGCAUUACUCUGGUCUCUUCCUCUCUCAGACCAAGUCAAGGCAGAGCUACUGGAUGCUCCUGUAGACAAGAUGUUCCUGUUGGGACCCCCAGCUGAAAAGCUGUUUGAAGAGUUGGACAAAAAAGGAAAACAAAUUAAAACAAUGAAAGAGUUUUACUUGUCACCUAUGCCUAGGAAUAAUAGGAACUAUCCUUGCAAACCGUGCCCCCCCCCCCCCCAGGGCAGGACAAAGGGAAGCCUCUUGGUGCUAGGAAAGCCAGACAUUCCAGAAGAUGCAACCGGAACAAAGAGAACAGGAGCUGAAAACAACACACCCAGCACAAAGACCACCUGUAACUAACCUCAGCCCCCGACUCCUCUUCCCUACCAACCCCUUACCCUCUGUCAGGAAGCUUCUCCUUCCUACAGGAAAGAAAAAUCAUUAUGAAGGACCAGUGGGGUCCUUUAAUUCAUAGAAAGGAGCUGCUGCAUUCAGUACAGAUAAAUUCCCCCUUCCAAGGCAUACAAAAGCCACCAAAAGAGCAGGAGUCUCUUGCCACCUAUCCUUUUAGACUUGCUCCAAGUCGUGAAGGAGAAGGUUUUUAUUCAAGUUUUUUCUAGUCCCAAGAUAACAAGGCAUCUGGAGGCCUAUCUUGAACCUGUCAAGACUAAACAGAUUCCUUUAUGUUCCAAAAUUCUAAAUGCUACCCUUAUAAAAGUUACUCCCAGUAAUCUUCCAGAAUGUAUACAGUGUCCUUUAGGUCUAGGGAAGCACUUCCUUUCAUGUCCCUAUUGCACGCUACCACUGAAAGUAUCUGUACUACAUACCAGCAGGUUUGCACUCCCAGUUCUGUGCUUUACCAUUUGGUCUACUGCUGCAAGAGUUUCCCCCAAGUGCUUAACUCCACUGAUAGCCCAUUGCUUAACCCUAGGGAUUCACAUUUACCUUUACCUGGUUGACUCUCAUCCAGGAAAAAUUCACAGAACAGACAGUCAACGCCUUUACAGUUCACACUGGACUGCUUCCAGAAGGUAGGUCUCAUCCUAAACCUCCACAUGUCUCAGUCUCUUCUGCAAACAAUGAUUCUCUUUGUCAGAGCCCUCAUAGGUUCUGUGCAGCAAAAAGCCUUCCUUCCACAGGGGGGGGAAACAUUCCUGACAAAGCUAUAUGAUCAGCUUGCUGCCAAAGCAACAGAUCUAAGCGAGUGUCUCAGGAUGUUGAGAUACAUGGCUUCUUGCAUACUCAUGAUUUCCCUUGAAAGCUACACAUGAGAAAGCUACAGUGGUUCCUAAAAUCAUGGGAACUGAUUUCUAAGCUCCUGGAAACGCUCCUGCCUCUACUUCCAUGCCUAAAAAGGAAGCUGCUAUGAUGGAAGUACACCAUUUUACAGAAUCGUUACUACAGACUUAUCAGACAUAGUUGGGGGAUGGGGGAAGUCACCUGGGGGCCAUGAAGGUGCAGGACAGCUGGACUUUAGAUCACAGGAAGCUACAUAUCAACGAAAGAGGUGAUAGCUGUAUACUUAAGCAAUGAAAGCCUUCCAAGAGAGCCUAACACCAAGAACUUUACAGUUUUGUGACAGACAACAUCACAGCCACAUGGUACAUAAACAAGGGGGAACUUUUUCUUAACCUUGUGCAGUCUUGUACAAGACCUGAAACUGACUCUUAUAGCAUCCUACCUUCCAGGGCAGACUCCUUAAACGGGAUCUUCUGGGCGCCAGUGAAUGGAUGCUGAAGAUGGAGACUUUCCUUUUCUUAACUUUACAAUGAGAAAUUCCCUCGAUAGAUCUUUUUUUUGCUUCCCACCAAAACAGACAACUUCAUGGUUUCUGCUCCAGAAUCCAACAGGCCAGGGAUAUAGAAAAUAGGCUCAUUCUCUUUCAAAUGGACCAACGUGUUUCUGUAUGUCUUUCCACCCUUACCCCAGGGUACUGAUAAAGGUCAGGUCAGGGCAGACAGACAAAGCAUGCAUCUCAUUGAUUCAUACUGGCCAAGACAACUCCAUUUUUAACUCCUUUUGACCCUCAGCAAAUGACAUUCCACCCUCUCUCACAGGAGAUGGACCUCCUCAGCCAGAUGAAAGAGUUCAGUAUUCUAUCCUCGCCUAACCACACUCAAACUGACACCCAGGUGAAAUGGGUUUUAAAACCAAAAAUGUCUGCUUACCUCUGCUGUACUAACCAUUCUUAAGGAAGGAGGGAAACCCACCACCAGAAAGUCAUACUUGGCAAAAUAGAAGAGGUUCUCCAUCUGUUGCCAUAGCAAGGCCACCAUCCCUCCUCAGGCAGACACAGGUUCAGUCCUGCAAUACCUUUCAGAUCUGUUCAGCCAGGGCCUUUCUUGCUGUAGCAUUAAGAUGCAUGCUUCUGCCAUGUCAUCUUGCCUACCCCAUUCCGCUCCCAUUUACUCUCACCUUGACAUGAAGCUCUUUCUCAAAUAGGUCAUUUACUUCAGGCCACCCAGAAGGAGCCCAUUUCCUACCUGGGAUUUCAGUUGCAUGCUAGAAAAACUCACCCUGCCUCCCUUUGUACCACCAGCAUCUGUCCCAUUAAAGAUGCUCACUUGGAAGACCACUUUAAUUGCCAUCACUUCGGCACAGAAACCAUCUGAGCUUCAAGCCCUUAGUGCAAAUAGUCUUUCACAGUAUUUCCCAGAAUAGGAUAAUAACUCUUAGAAUUAAUACAUCUUUCAUGUCUAAGGUGGUAACAGGACUUUCUUUGAACAAGGCUAUUUACAUGCCAGAUUUCUUUCCAAACCCUCAGAACAAAGUGAAGCAAAUCCUUCAUUUCCUGGAUGUACACAGACAAAUCAGGUUCUAAUUAAAAAGAACAAAAAACCCAAAUAGAGCAGAGCAGCAGCUGGUUGUUUUCAAAGGGGUAAAGAGGGCAAACCUAGUUUCAAACAACCCAUAUCUAAGUGUUUAGCCAGUUGCAUUGGGUACUGUUACACUUACCAUGGAAAACCUGUUCCUGGUCACGUCAAACCUCAUUCCACCAGGUACUGGGCAGCUACCACUGCCUUCCAAAAAGGAUUUCCUUCAUAGGGCAUCCUAGAAGCUGGUAUCGGGAACUCCUUACACUCCUUUACAAAACACUGCAAUUUAGGCAUGACCUCAAGAGAUAGAGCAGGGUUUGCUGCAGCCAUCUUGCAAAACAUUAUUUCCUAGGCCAACAAAUUCUCUUACCACCCUUCCACUAGUAUUGGGUGUCUUUCCAAGAAUCAGUACUGCUACAGUGACUACGAAAAACAGUACAGUUAGUUAUACUUAGCAUAAAUAUAGAUGUUUGAGUAGAUCAUUGUUGCAGGAGAAGCAACCCCUCUAUCUCCGCUAUCUGCUGACCCUUUCCUUUGCCAUUUGCUGGGUGCAAGUGAGAAAGGAGACACCUACAGAUAGAUCUGUCUUCAACCCUCUUCCCACUUUCAUGAGUAUUACUACCAUAUGCAAGCCAGACUUCUGGGGAAGUUGUGCUGUCCUUGGGCGGCAGACUCCCUGUACACAGCUUAGAAAGACCUGAUGAUGAUGGCGACAGGUGACUUUCUUAUACCCUGAUGUCCAGAUGUCAGUUAGCAAGGGAUAAUGUAAAGACUCCAGAAAUCGGGCUGGCAGCUGACUUCUACAAGGCAGAAAGACCCAAGAAAGACCCAAGAAUCAGUACUGCAACAGUGACCUACUUGAACAUCAACAAUUGUGGAAAAUGUGGCACAGCUGUACUUUCUCCUCGACACUGCAGUACUCUUUGUUAGUAAAACUGAAAUACUAGCUAAGCCUCUAACCAAAAACGUUUCCCCUUGCCUCACAAUCAAUAUUUCUAUAUUGCUUCUAUUUGCUUCUAGUGUAACAUGAAAGCGCAACUUGGUAAGCUGUUAUACUGUCUGACUUGCUGCUGUUAUCCUAUUUAAAUUAAUAAUGUUGCUGCAUUAUCUGCCAUAAAGAGAGUUAAUGUUU
Molecule: messenger RNA, 8778 nt
Organism: Protopterus annectens (West African lungfish)
Lineage: Eukaryota; Metazoa; Chordata; Ceratodontiformes; Protopteridae
Gene: SNX16
Product: sorting nexin 16
Exons: 8
Coding region: 368-1435 (355 amino acids)
Biological process (GO): early endosome to late endosome transport; protein targeting to lysosome; endosome to lysosome transport
Cellular component (GO): late endosome; early endosome; extrinsic component of endosome membrane
Molecular function (GO): phosphatidylinositol binding
Source: RefSeq, a predicted model, not a curated record